AUGUUGGAUCAAAGAUUCUUUCCCCUAAUUGUAAUUUUAACCUUUGCGGUAACCAUGGUGCAGUGCGAGCUGCCGUGUUAUCUGACCGGACAAACCCCUCUUCCUAAGGACGUCAUACCGCCCCAAGAUGUGACAUGUCUGCAAACGAAAAUUUUUCUCGAUAUUCCAGACGUCACGAUUGACAACAAGAAAUAUUCGGAGAUCGACUUCAAAACUCAAGGUAAAGAUCUUACCGCGGCUGGAUUUGCUUUGGCCACAUUCACUGCUGGCGGUGAUAAUACUGCGGAGUCGUUGGGAACUGCCGGCAAGUUAUACACGGCUGUUAAUGCAGCAUUGAGAGACAGGGGCAACAAAUCCAUUUUAAAUAAGUUGAAAGUGGUUGACUUUUUCAUCGCAAGCCAAAUCGCUGCGCUUAAGGGACAAGAAGGAAAGAAAGGGCAGAUACGAAAUCUCAAUAAGGCGAUCAAGAACUGCGGCCGCUGCACAGAUGAAGAGCGCCAGAAACUAGAAGAUAUGGUCAGCGCAGCACAAACACUUUGA
Molecule: messenger RNA, 540 nt
Organism: Puccinia triticina
Lineage: Eukaryota; Fungi; Basidiomycota; Pucciniomycetes; Pucciniales; Pucciniaceae
Exons: 6
Coding region: 1-540 (179 amino acids)
Source: RefSeq, a predicted model, not a curated record